UCCCCCGCUCUCAUUGGGCCGCUGCGGGGGAUUUAAAUUUAAACCGCCGGUGAGGGCAGUGCCAAGUUCCAACCGACUCGCGGUGCGGGCGGCUGUGCCUUCCCGAGCACGCAGACAAUGAUUGCUUUUCAGCAAAAAAUUCUAAACUUGAUCAAGUGUUUCAGAAGACAGUGGCCUUUAUUUUCAAACUCUGACAGGACUACUGUAUGUGGAGCAGACUGCAUGUUAAUGGCGUUACAACUGUCAAUGGCUGAAGUCAAUAAACAGCACCAUGGAGAUUUCACAGUUUCGCUUAGUGAUGUAUUGGAAACUUGGAAAUAUUUAUUACAUGACAAACUGGGAUUAUCAUAUGAAAACAUGAAAGAACCUGAAAAUUACGGUGACCUAAAAAAGGCCUAUGAUGCCUUCUUAGCAAGAAGCAAUAUGUUAGAUCUAAUAGACAUAUGUCAGAAGUGCUCUGGUCUUGGACUUAUAUCGGAAGAUGAAAGCAUAGCCCCGGUUCAGCUGUUAGAAUUUAUUUCUGGCAUGAUGAAUAUACAAGAAAAUAAUGGUUCUGUUCUUUCUACUCCUACAUCAGUCAACCGACAGGGCCAGGAGAAUGUGAAGGUGGCAAUCCUGGCAAGGAAGUGUGUAUGUUCGUAUUUAAGCCUGUUGGUGAAUUCUAAGGAUGAUCUGGCAUUGGCUCAUAUUCUAAAUGUUCCUGACAGAGGACUUGGUAGAGAAGCCUUCACUACCCUAAAACAUGCCUCACAGAAAAUAAAAAUGUCCAUUUUCCUGAUGGCAACAUCUUUUAUCCGAACCGUAGAACUUGGAGGAAGAGGCUGUUCAUCUUCGUUAUUUGAUCCUUUAAAAGCCCAUGUAAAAGGCCUUUCAAACUUUGUUAAUUUUAUUGACAAGCUGCAAGAAAUUGUUGGUGAAAUCUUAAAUCCAAGAAUCUCAGGGGGGCGAAUUCUGUCAACAGUGAAGAUGCAUUUGAUAAAAGGCCGAAGCAAUGGGGAUCCUUUCUGUCAGGCAGUAGAGGAAGUUGUAGAAGAUUUGGAUUUGAAGAUUAAAAAUAUUAUUGGUUCGCAACAUGAAGUCAUGACUGCCAGCACUACUGGAGUCAGUCCAGCACGGCCAAAAUUGCAUUCCAUAAAUCAUGGCACUGCAUAUUGUGGCAGAGAUACCGUAAAGGUCUUAUUAGUUCUUCUGGAUGAAGAAGCUGUCAAUCCUCCUACACAGAACAAAGGAGAACUCUUAUAUGACGAUGAAAACUUAAAUUUGUUUGGAAUCACCUCUGUUUUGACACUCUUCAGAUCUCCAGCACAAUCCAGUGAUUCUUCUCCAAAGCCUCUUAGACAACGUAUUCAGAAAUCUAUGGAUGAAAAAAAAAAGGAGAUGAAGCAAUCUUCAAUCAAAUCUCAGUUUGCAUGCACAUAUAAAAAUGAGUUGAGUGAAAGAAAUGGUCAGCAAUUCCUCAGCAGUAACCAAAUUCCAACCUGCAUGCACCCUGCACUAAAGCGGCGUUUAAAAGCUGGAUAUCUCACAGAAGGUAUGAAUUCAAGCCUCGAUGUACCAGUGCUUGGAACUAUUUCUGAAAAUGUUCAGCAGACUAGAAGUUUUACAGAAAUGAGAAAGCUGAGUUGUCAGCCAAGAAACAAGAAUUCCAAGAAUGAACAGAUGGACUUGAAUAAUGACAAAGUAAUCUGUGGGAAUUUAACUGAAUCUUCUUCAUCUGCAGUUUCUCUUUCCUGUAUUGAGCCAAUAUUUUGAAUUCCAGUGUCAGCUGGAAGAGCCAUGUCUCCCUUCAGUGCAAGAUAAGGUAGUUGCUUUCUACCUAAGUUGAUUGGCAUAACGUGAUUUAAGAAAUCACGUCUUGAACCUGUGUCCUGUUUUAAGGGGAAAUAAGAGUAACAGUUUAAAGUCAGUUAUGGUCACUUUUUAUACUUGACAUUUCAUACUUUAUACUUAGCAGUGCAAGUAUUUUAUCUUUCAAGAUGCUGUUUUAAAAUUAAUGACUGAAAUGGUUUUGUGUUAAAGAACAUGAGAAAAUAAUGAGUCUUCUAUUUGGUGGGCUUAAAAACCUGUUGCUGCAUAUGGGACAUGCUGAGUCAAACACAAAUAUAGGCUUUGGCUUUUCCUCCCAUAAGUUUUGGCUACAUAUUGUUCUAUAAAAAUCAGGUUUCUUUUAUUCGACUGUUCAAGUUACGCAUUUUAAAAUCUUGGAAUUAGAUAAUUGCAACUGAAAAUUUGUUCUUGACUAUGGUGUGCUAAACUGAUAUUUGGUAUAUUCAGCAGGUUAUUGUUUUAAGUUAAUGUACGUGUUUUCUAAGGGGUUAUAAAGAGAAUGUCCAUUUUACAGUCAAGCCAAAAUGUAAAACUGAAAACUCACCAAAAACUUAAUGUUUCUGUCAUCCUCUUCAUCCAAAGCACUGCUGUCUUCAGUCAUAUAAUGCUUCAGCAAAGGUAUAGCAACUCUGUUCGCAGCUCUAUCUCUAUUUUGAAGAGAUUUUCCUAGAUUUAAUGUGGUUAGCAACACACCUUCAUCUUCUAUCUUUUGCAGAGAUUUUGAAACUGAGAGUAGAAAACCUUGAGAAAAAAGAGAAAGAGAGAGAAUUAACAUGUAUGAUGAGAUACACAUUCUUAGUUACUUAAUGCUUGCAUAGAAGUUAAACAGUUUUAAAAUGUUAAGAAAGCUUUUCCCGUUGUAAAUGAGUAUGUUCUCCUUCUGUGUCCACUUUAUAUAUUUUACAGAUUGAAUGGAAACCACUUCAAUGGCUGAGUUCACUCUUUUAAAAUGACUCAUAUUAAGGAGUAAUCUUUUCUAUAAUCCUUCUAAUCCCAUCUGUUGUUUAGAACUACUUAAACAUUUCUUUAGCAUGGAUAAUUUGUUUCUUUGUAUGCUUUUAGAAGAGCACAGAUUAGUUCCUUUUGAUGGAUCAGUGUAACAAAAGUUCCCAGAAGAAGUUAUGUCCAUUAGUGUUGUUUAUAAAGCCUUACCUACCGUUAAGGCAAUUUAAAGAAAAGGAACUAAUCUAUCUAAGCAAGUAGGAUUGCUGUAAAGGCGUGAUCUAUCACUGUUUUUGAUCAAAACUGAUUCAUGAAAGAGUUGAAAAGCAUAAAAUUUAACAAUAGCUUAGACUAGUACUGUUUUACAGCUGAAAUUAUUAAUUUGUAUUUUGAUGUCCAUUGUAGCAGGUUACAUUAUUCAGAACUUAUAUCUAGAAAUCUUUAUUAUUAUAUUACCCAAGUAAUUAUAUUUGUCUGCAUUUUCUUUGUGAAAAUGGACCUUUCCCAGCUACAAGUAUAAUAUAGUCGGAUAUGUGUGCUAAGAAUGUAGAAAGAAAAUUUAAAGUCAGUCAUUUAUUUUGAAGUCUUUGAAGUCUAGCUAUUACUCUGUGAAAGGAAAUGUGGGAAUUUCUGCAUAACAUUUUUUUUAACCUUACCUGGAAUGCAAAUGGGGCCAGCUCAAAUUCAGCUAAUCUCUUAAUGUUAGUGAUUCAAGCCAUUCAUUCAGCGGCUGUGUACCUCUUAGAUAGUUCCCAUCUCUUAAUUUUAUGUUUGUUUUAAUGUUUAGGCUUGCGCAGGGAGGCAAAUAUCCUCCUAGUCAAGACAAACCACUAGGGAGUUGACAAAGAACCUGACUAAGCAGAAAGAGAACUGCUUCCCCCUUGUCUUCCUCCCUCACUCUCCGUUUUGCUUUUCCUGCUUUUUCUCUGUAGUGUUAUAGAGUAAGAACAAAGUGUAGAUUUUUAGUAGCAAAAGUGAUUUUUGUACAGUGGUGGGUUUUUUUGUGUGUUUUUUUUUUUUUUUUGGUUUGUUUGUUUUUUUGUUUUGUUUUGUUUUUGUUGUUGUUGAUUUUUUUUUUUGGUCUUUUACUGAUGUGUUCUGAAGGAGAAAGUUUCCUAUUUAAUAGUCUAGACAAGUCUACAAUACAUCAAUUGUAGUCACGGGUGGCAAGUAUACGUUUUGUCUUUAAACCUGUUACUAUAAGUCAAAGGAAGGAAUAUGAGUGCUGCUGGGAGAUGUCACAUAGUCUUAGGGAGGUAUGGGAAGACUAGUAACAAUUCCUGCUGAAACAGGCAGCAAUACAACACUAAUCCAUGGACUGAGGAUGUUAUGUAGAAGAGCUGACCAGCAGUGUUGGAACUGUGGGUUUUUUAAUCACUGCUCACUGCUAAACUUCAUGGAAAAGUAAACCACCUUGCCAAAGUAACUUCUUAAUAAGACGUUUCAUGGGAAAGUAUCUCUUGCAGGACUAAGCAUAGCUCGAUUAAAAGACAUUUUGGAUAUACCAACUUUUCCCCAAAUGAGGAAAGUGCAUUUAAUGCUUUCCUCGUAGACCAUCUCUGACAAAUUGAGUUAUCGCUUCUCAUUCUUUACAUUUUCUUGCUUUGGAGAUUGCACUUGCCUCUGGGCAAUCAAAGUGGUUUCUUUACUUUGAUUUCGGUUGCCUGGCUACAGAGAAGACAAAUUUGAAAGUCAAUUGUAUAUGGUUUUGCACUUCUCAUCCAACCUCUAUUUACUAAUUUGUAUUCUUCCCUCGCAUUCAGUAUUUGAACAGUUUUGUUCAAUUAAUAAAGCAAAGGUCAUGUAUGAUCCGUAAUGGUACUCUUCAUUUAGCUCAGCCUAGGCAGAACAGGAGGAGUGUUUUGGAGUUUUCUCUUUAUAUGUUGGUACAUGCAUUAAGAGUUGGGGAACAACGUAUCCACCAAAUAAUUGUGUAUGUGGCAGGAGUUUCUGUUUAUCUGGAGCUAUAGUACCCACAGGUGUGCAGCCUGUAUCACACAUGGCUUGCUUUCAAAUGCCAUCUUUCAUUUAUACAAGGCACAGUUAAAAUAAGAACUGACCAGGAUCAACUGGAAAUUCCAUCCACAGUGUCUCUUUAGUUUUCUACUCUGUCUAUAAGCUGUUGUCUACAGAAGAAAGUAAGUUCAGGGCAAACUUAUGGUACUCUCCCAGUAUCCUCUAGUGUUUCUCGAACUGGCUGUUAAUUUUUAAGGAUUGUUAAAGAUCUGAGGUCAUUCUAGUGAUAAUUAGUAGGACCUCCUAAUUACACUGUUAAGAAAUCAAUAGCAUAUGUCUACAAAUUUAGUGAAUUUUCUGCCUGUUCAGAGCAGUAUGCAACAGUUGUAGACCUGCAGAUUUGCAAUGCACUGUGUAAAUCUCUUCAUAAUGCCUUUGAGAAUCCUGCCACUCUGAUGUUUACAUUUUUUCCUUUUCAUCUUGAAACUUUAAAUUUUAGUAAAAAUGUAAAAUGUUUUCAUAUACUAGCUUCUACAUUUUAUAGUUUAUCAAAUUGGCUUUUUAUUUUUAUAGUAAUUAAUAACCUACUGCUUCUAACAGAGCAAUAAAAACUAUCUUGAGAAACUUUUUGCUUCUAUGUUGCGUCUUGUUACAAUGAAAUAUGAACUCCUAACAUCUGAAAUCUGAUGUGGUAUAUAUGAGUAAACAAAAUCUAGGUGAUAAAGUGCCUGGAAUUUCUCUCACAGUUAUUUUGAAUUCUAGGCAUGAGUUUAUGAAACAACUGUAAUAACUUUAUUUGGUGGUGUAACUACUGUAAUUGUCACAUACAAGUGUUUGAGCCUAAUGCCUAGUGUUGACUGAACAGUAAAUAAACCAGCUCUAUGUUACAUAAAA
Columba livia (rock pigeon) is the source of this 5619-nucleotide messenger RNA. It is a transcript of the gene PARPBP, whose product is annotated as PARP1 binding protein. Gene Ontology annotation, biological process: negative regulation of double-strand break repair via homologous recombination. Bases 118 to 1752 code for a protein of 544 amino acids. Gene Ontology annotation, cellular component: chromatin. NCBI's taxonomy places the organism in Eukaryota, Metazoa, Chordata, Aves, Columbiformes, Columbidae. The record is from RefSeq and is a predicted model, not a curated record. The transcript has 12 exons.